CUUGCUCCCAGCCAUCACAACAUGCGUAUAGACAAGUGCUACUUUUGUUCCAAGAGCGUGUAUCCAGGACAUGGCAGUGCGUUCGUCAGAAACGAUGCCAAAGUCUUCCGUUUCUGCACCUCGAAAUGUAACAAGAACUUCAAAAUGAAACGCAACCCAAGGAAGGUACGAUGGACGAAGGCGUUCCGUAAAGCUGCCGGGAAGGAGAUGACGAUCGACUCUACGAUCGAGUUCGAGAAGCGCAGAAAUGUCCCCGUACGCUAUGACCGCGAGUUGGUCGCGACAACGGUCAAGGCGAUGAAGCGGGUUGCGGAGAUCAAGCAGCGGAGAGAGCAUGCCUUCUGGAAGAACAGGAUGGCUGCGAGCAAAGAGAAGCUGCGCGCGCACAGGAAGAGGAAGCUGGAGGCGGCGAAGAAGGUUUCUGUCAAGCUCACGGAGCCCAUGGUUGUCGAAUCCCCACAAAAGGAGAAGGUCCGCGAAAAGAUCAAGGUGUCUGCAAAGUCCCGCAGUGCCUUGAUUCCCGGCGAGGGUCGUUCGAUGGGCAUGGAGGUCGACUGAGCUCCUCGUCAACGCCGUUCCUUACCAUACGUCUCAUUCUUUAUAUGGCCGACCUUGCUUUCUGUCUUGCUACACGCUCCAGCACUUCUCUACAUGGUAUGCAUGAUGUAUAUGAUACAGUGAUACAUG
This is a messenger RNA of Rhodofomes roseus, 687 nucleotides long. Its product is annotated as ribosomal protein L24e-domain-containing protein. Bases 22 to 558 code for a protein of 178 amino acids. The transcript has 6 exons. NCBI's taxonomy places the organism in Eukaryota, Fungi, Basidiomycota, Agaricomycetes, Polyporales, Fomitopsidaceae. Gene Ontology annotation, biological process: ribosomal large subunit biogenesis. The record is from RefSeq and is a predicted model, not a curated record. Gene Ontology annotation, cellular component: nucleolus.